GCGCCGAGGAACGAAGAUGGCCGGGCGCGCCGCGGGAACCGAGGAGUCACCCGCAGCCGCGGUGGCCGCCGCUCCGGGACUGUGACUCUCCGCGCGACAGCGACUCGCACGACCCGGACCGAGCGGGCCGGCUGCGCGCACGGCCACGCGCCGGACCCGCGGGCGGCGGGCGGGCGCCGGGGCACGGGCGCCCGGCGGAGGAUGCACCGGGCGCGGCGGGCGGCUCCCCGCGGCCGCCCCCGCUCCUCGGGCCCCGGGCCUUAGUGCUGGCGGAGGAGGCGUCGCGCGCGGGGCGGCCGGGCGGCGGCGGGGCCCGCGCCGUCAUGCCGUGGCUGAGCGGCGGCCGCCGGCGGCGGCGGGGCCAGGCGCGCGAGGCCCCGCGGGAGCCGCCGUCCGUGCCGACCCCGCGCGAGCCGCCGCCGCCCGCGCCGCCCGCGCCCGCGCCCCCCGCGCCCUCCGCGCCGCUGCGGGCCCGCGAGAGCGCCGAGCUGCCGCUGCCCGCCGGCUGGGAGGAGGCGCGCGACUACGACGGCCGCGUCUUCUACAUCGACCACAACACGCGCCAGACGUCGUGGAUCGACCCCCGAGACCGGAUAACAAAGCCCUUGACCUUUGCCGAUUGUGUUGGGGAUGAGCUUCCUUUAGGAUGGGAAACGGUAUAUGAUAAGCAAAUUGGAAUUUAUUACAUGGACCACAUAAACAAGCUCACCCAGAUCGAGGACCCCAGAGAGCAGUGGAGACGCGAGCAGGAGCGGAUGCUGAAAGAAUACUUAGUGGUAGCCCAGGAGGCUCUCAGUGCCAAGAAGGAAAUCUACCAGAUUAAGCAGCAGCGGUUCGAGCUGGCACAGGAGGAGUUCCAGCAUCUGCACAAAAUGUGUGAGGACGACAGCCGCUCGCACGCCAGCUCCUACUCUGGAUAUUCAACAAACACAAAGUACGACCCACACCAAAUUAAAGCAGAAAUAGCCAGUCGCCGGGAUAGGCUUUCCAGGUUAAAGCGAGAGCUGGCGCAGAUGAAGCAAGAGCUGCAGUGCAAAGAGAAGGGGGUGGAGACUCUGCAAGAGAUUGACCGCAAGAUGUCAAAUACUCACACCACCUACAAGCUGGAUGAGGCCCAGGCUAUCAUGAAUGAGCUGCGGACCAUCAAGAAGGCCAUCUGCACAGGCGAGAAGGAGCGGCGGGACCUGAUGCAGAGCCUGGCCAAGCUCACCGACGGCUUCAGGAAUAACUUCUCUCUGACCGACCCGCUGCAAGAAGUCCCUCCCCGCCCAGGCGCGGUGGGCGACUCUCACCAGUUCUGCGACGCUGGGUCUCAGACCGACAUCAUCGGAGAGUUUGUCUUCGACGAUAAAACAAGACUUGUGGACCGCGUCCGGCUGAACUGGCAGUACGAGGAGGCCAAGAAGAGAGUCUCAAAUAUCCAGCAGCAGCUGGCGCAGCUCGAGAACGAGUCGUGGCCGGGCAUGGCCGAGGCCGACCGGGACCGGCUGCAGCUCAUCAAGGAGAAGGAGGCCCUGCUGCAGGAGCUGCAGCUCAUCGUCCAGCAGAGCCGGCCGGCGGAGGACACGGCCCGCCUGGAGGAGGAGCGGAGGCGCCUGGAGGAGGAGAUCCAGCGCGCGCGGGCCACCUCCGUGCAGGGCGCCACGGAGAGGAUUCUACUUCAGGAAAAAAGAAAUUGUCUGCUUAUGCAGCUGGAAGAAGCUACUCGCUUAACAUCCUAUCUCCAGUCCCAGUUAAAAAGCCUGUCUGCCAGCACCCUGACAGUGUCUUCGGGGAGCAGCCGGGGGUCCCUGGCCUCCAGCCGGGGCUCGCUGGCCUCCAGCCGGGGCUCCUUGAGCUCCAUCAGCUUCACCGACAUCUACGGCCUGCCCCAGUACGACAAGCCGGACGCGGCAGAGUGCAGCCAGCUUUUGCGCUUUGAUCUGAUUCCCUUCGACUCCCUGGGACGAGAGGCCCCCUUCUCUGAACCCCAGGUUCCCCCGGGCUUCCACAAGCAGAGGCGCUCCCUGGACACGCCCCAGUCCCUGGCGUCCCUGUCCUCCCGCUCCUCCCUGUCCUCUCUGUCUCCCCCGAGCUCGCCCCUAGACACGCCCUUCCUCCCACCCUCUCGGGACUCACCCCUGGCCCCGCUGGGGGACAAUUUGGAGGUGCCCGGCCUGGGCACCCUAGACAGACUACGGGCUCAGGCCUCGGCUCUGGGAGAGGAAGACUUGCAGGGCGCAGCGUCCCUGCCGCCGCCGAAUGCAUUCCCUGGGGAUGGGGAAGGACCUCGCGAGCGAGGACCCCAAGUGGCAGCCAUCGCCACUGGUACAACAGUGACUCUUCGAGAAGACGGCGCCAGGAGGCUGGAGAGGAGAGGGCGCCGCGUGUCCGCGUGCCUGUCGGACUACUCCCUGGCCACCGACAGCGGCGUAUUUGAACCUCCAGCCAAAAGGACCGAAGAUGCCGAGGAGCCCGCACAGGGAGACACUCGCGCCAUGGAAGGGCCGCAGAUCCACGUGGGCUAUUGGCACGACAGUGGCAGUGAGUGUCUCCUCGUGAAAGUGCUCCAGCUGAAGAACCUCGCGGGGCUGGCCGUGAAGGAGGACUGCAAGAUACACGUCCGCGUCUACUUGCCGUCACUGGACUCCAGCACACCAGACACUUACUGCUCCAAGGCGGUGGAAUUCCAGGCCCCCCUGGUAUUUAAUGACGUUUUCAGAAUCCCUGUGCACUCAAGCAUGUUGACGUUGAAGUCCCUUCAAUUAUAUGUGUGUUCAGUGAAUCCGCAGCUGCAGGAAGAACUGCUGGGCAUCGCUCAGAUUAACUUGGCCAACUGCAGCGGCCCGAGUGAGAUGCAACUGCGCUGGUACGCGGUGCAGGUGUUCACCAGCCCCGAGCCGCCCCGGCUGAAGGAGAGCCAGCGGGCCGAGAAGAGCGGUGCCCGGGACCCCGUGCCCACCGCCGCCGCCGCCGCCGCUGCCGCCACUGCCGCGGCCGCUGCCGCUGGGAAGACGGACGCGGUGACGGUGCUGCUGGCCAGAACCACGGCCCAGCUGCAGGCAGUGGAGAGAGAGCUGGCCGAGGAGCGUGUGAAGCUGGAGUACACGGAGGAGAUGGAACGGAAGGAGGAGCAGACCGAGGCCCGGUCCGAGCGGAGCUGGCAGGCCGACUCGGUGGACAGCGGCUGCAGCAGCUACACCCAGACCAGCCCCCCGCACCCGGAGCCCUGCUGCAGCGGCGUGGACCCCAUCCACGGACACCCGAUCGCGGGCCAGGCAGAUCCUUACCACCCCGAGAAGCGCCAGCCCCCUCCUCCGAAGGUGGAUAAGGAAACCAACACAGAAGACCUGUUCCCAGAAGAACUAGCGAGCCUGCCGAAGGAGAGGCCCAGCCGCAGGGCCCGCGCCUCGCCUUUCGUCCGCAGCGGCACCAUCGUCCGCUCCCAGACUUUCUCGCCUGGGGCACGGAGCCAGUAUGUGUGCAGACUUUACCGCAGCGACAGCGACAGUUCCACGCUGCCCCGGAAGUCCCCCUUCGUCCGCAACACUUUGGAAAGACGGACCCUCCGCUACAAGCAGUCCUGUAGGUCAUCCCUGGCCGAGCUCAUGGCCCGCACGUCCCUGGACCUGGAGCUGGACCUCCAGGCGUCAAAAACUCGGCAGAGGCAGCUGAACGAGGAGAUCUGCACCCUUCGCGAGCUGAGGCAGCGCCUGGAGGACGCCCAGCUCCGAGGCCAGACCGACCUCCCGCACUGGGUGCUGCGGGACGAGCGGUUCCGGAGCCUGCUGAAGGAGGCGGAGCGGCAGACCAGACAGACCAAGCUUGACUUCCACCAAGAACAGGCAGCUGAGAAGAUGCUGAAGAAGGCCUCCAAAGGGGUCUGCCAGCUGCGGGGGCAGAACCACAAGGAGCCCGUGCAGGUGCAGACCUUCAGGGAGAAGAUAGCGUUUUUUACAAGACCAAGGAUUAACAUACCUCCUCUGCCCGCCGACGAUGUUUGAUGUAGUGCUUUGUACACACGAAGUAUUUAUCUUCCUGUUUUAUUUUCAUGAAGUUCUUAGACUAGCUAAAGUUGUCUUUAAACUAUUUGUGCAAAGCUAUUAAUAUACACAUUUUGUAAAAAAGCACACAUAUAUCUAUACAUAUAUAUUUUAUAAUAGUGACGGCAACAGGGCUUGGUUUUUCCUUGUUGUGAAAUUGACAUCUCUGAAGACAAGUUAUUUUAUAAGAGAUCAACUAUCCUGUUAAGAGUGUACAGUUUUUACGCUGUUUUAUUUGAUUUAAAGGCUGGAAGACAGAAACGAAGUGAGUUCAGGCAAAUUCACUGUAUUGUAACUUAUUUAUAGUACUUUUUUUCCUUGAAGGAAAAAUACUGACUUUAAGAUGUAUUUUAAGGCUGAAACUGUAUUCCUCAGUAUUUGUCAUGCAGUAGAAUGGAGCUUCGGGGCCGGUUUUGUUUCUGACACGGACAUGCAAACACUUUGUGCUAAACUCGUCACUCGUACCAGUGUCUCCUGUGUGCCUUGAUUGUGUAUAUUGUCCACUGUCACACUCACUGUGUCCUGUUGAGAUCCCACCUGGGGCUCAGUCGCAGAGCCCGGUCCCCCGCGGGGACUGGGCGCCAAAACCCCCCAUUUCUGUGUUGUGUCAGCGCACGGUUCUGUGCUCCCCCCCGAGUUUGAAGCUUUGGAAACGGCCCUGGCUGGGGCCUGCCUGUCCCCAGCGGCUGCCCACGCUGCCCUGCACCGACCCGGGCACCGACUCUGCCCCUCUGGUGCGCCCCAUCCGACCCUGACCUUGACCAUCAGGAAGGCGGUGCGGGGCUCCCGUUCUACUGCUCUGUCAUGAAGGAAAGUGAAAGAGACUUAGAAACGCACUGUCAUCAGUCAGUGACUCCGCCCAGGCGACGGCAGCCUGACCCUCUGACUUAGGCUUGACCUCUGAAGGCGCUUUUCUGGGGAAGGAAGCGCAUGCGCACGCGGGUGACUGCUGUCACCCAGCGAGUCAUUCACAGGAGAGGAUGUGAGAUAUUUGAUUGAAAUCAGAAUCCUUCCCCCCAAUACUGGAAUCUACCCAAUAUUUCUUAAGAAAUCUUAGAAGUAGUUCACGAGAAAAUUGUUUUAUGUAAUAAAAAUCCCACUAUUCUUUUGAAAUGCUAAAUGAUAUGAAUAUUUUGCCUAAUGCGUAUUUAUUGUAUACGGAAUGCACUCUCCCUUCUGAGGCCUCAGAGAAGUAAGUGAGGUGGUCACACAGAUUAGAGAAGAAAGCGGAACUCUCUCGCCCUAGAUUCCCUGCCCCUCCCUGAAGUGCCCCCUUUAAUCCAUGUCUCUCCUCGUUAGUCUGUAAUCGCCCCCGUGUAGAGCCCACCUUCCCUUUUGCAUUUAUUAAAAGUGAAUUUUGUAAAAGCAUUUCAUUGACACGCGACCUGUCACGGGCAAUGGAAGUUGUCAGUGGUGGUAAGACUGAAAACUUUAUGCUUUUCACCCUUGUCAUCUCUUUGCUAUGUAUUUGUGCCUCGACUCUCGCUGGUUUGUUGUUGCGUUUUGUUUUUUUUGGCUGAUUUCUCUGUGUUCAUGCCCACAACAGAGAUAGAGACGCGCAAAGCGUCGGGAGCCUGGAGGACAGUGGCCGGGCCCCCUCCAUGCGCUGCUGAAACUUCCACCAACCACUGUCUGCCCUGCCCUCGGGGUGCGGGGCCGGUCACUGCCGCCUCGGGGUGCACGGCUCCCUCACGUGGGAGAGUCCCCUGGCCGUGGCCUGGCCGCCCCGGUUCAGUGGCUGCCACCUGAAGCCGGUGCCUCGAGGCUACUUUUCUGCUAACCUCCCCCCGCCCCGCGGAAAGCUCUCACGUGGUGUUGGCAACAAAUCUCACUGCCCAGCGCGGACAGAUUGGCACGCGGGGUGCCUCCCCGCCCCAGGGCUUAACAGAAACCCCAGAAGCAAGCGCAGGCCUGCGCUGCUGUCUGUCUGAGGAGCACUUGGGGCCUCCCCCAGCCCCCACUGUCCUGGCCCCAAAGGGCACAAAGCCAGCCACGGCCCAGCCGGGGUCAGGCAGGAGGACUCCGCCUUCAUUCAGGGACGCUGCGUUCGACGCCACCUGCGCGUCAGAAAGUGAAGUCCUGUCGUCUUAAGGGGUGUUUUCACCUUCUGUUUCACCUGGUCCAUGCCACGCCCUGGAUACCCAGCACCGUGCCAUGUUCAUCAGUUCGAAUCCAGACACGGGAAAAGGGAACUUGAUCUUUACUGCAUCUGAUCAUGCAAUUGUCACCUCCUGUUGUGGGAAUAAGUUCUAAUCAGUAGUCAUCUCUGUUCUAAUUGUGCCAUUUGUAUUGCUUGAAAGUAUUUCUUCUAUAAAAUUAAACUAAUCUGCCUUAACAACAAA
Molecule: messenger RNA, 6364 nt
Organism: Myotis myotis
Lineage: Eukaryota; Metazoa; Chordata; Mammalia; Chiroptera; Vespertilionidae
Gene: WWC3
Product: WWC family member 3
Exons: 23
Coding region: 324-3983 (1219 amino acids)
Biological process (GO): negative regulation of organ growth; regulation of DNA-templated transcription; cell migration
Cellular component (GO): cytoplasm
Molecular function (GO): kinase binding; molecular adaptor activity
Source: RefSeq, a predicted model, not a curated record